AGAUAGAAAACAUAAUCUCUCCUUCGUGCCCCAAUACCUUUUUAGCCGAGGACAAAUCCUUCAGCUGAAGCCAUACCAGUUGCAAAGAUCGCAGAAGGAACUCAGCAGGUUCAAGGCAAGCCAUACCAGGUUUUGUUUCCUCUCUUUGUACAUCUAAAUUUCUCUUCACUUUUUGAAUAUAAUUCUCUGCUGCCUUUUUUUUAUUAAUUUUCUUUUCAAAUGAAUUAUUUAGGGUGGCGAGUGAAAUGCUUGUAAAGAUGUAUCAGACCACCUUUCAUCUUUUUUUACUUUUUAUUUUUGAAACUAUCAUAUCAAAAUUAUACAAAAAUAUAAAAGUUAUUUAAAAUUAUUUUUUAAAAUAAUAAUAAAAAAUAUGGUUAUUGUUCAAGGAAAGAGUUAAACCGACCCAGGUGUUUUAGUUUAAUUUGUUGAUUAUAACUAGUCCCAUCCUUCUGCUGUCCUGAAAAAAGCAAGAAGCUGUGACACCUCAGGCUCCAAAAACCCAACCAUUUUCUACCCUUCUUUUCCCAUUCUGCUUUCUCACAAUCCUGAAUAAAAACACAGUUAUCCCAGUUGAAAGGCAAAAGGGAGUGUUUAUUUUGAUCGGAAAGAUUGAAACUUUGGUUUUGUUGUUUGAGAGGGAGAGAGAGAGAAGAUGGGUGAUAAAAAUGAUGGCCUGGGCUUGAGUUUGAGCUUGGGAUAUGCUACACAACGGAAUCAUCAUCAGCAGCCUUCUUUGAAGCUAAAUCUCAUGCCUUCGGCUUCACAAAACAAACAUAAAAAAACUUCCUGGACUGACCUCUUUCAAUCACCAGAUAGAACAUGUGAUACGAGGUUGUUUCAACGAGGGAUUGACAUGAACAGGGUACCGGCUGCUGUGGCAGAUUGUGAUGACGAAACUGGGGUUUCUUCACCAAACAGUACACUAUCCAGCUUGAUCAGUGGUAAAAGAAGCGAAAGAGAACAGAUUGGAGAAGAAACAGAAGCAGAGAGAGCAUCUUGCUCUCGCGGAAGUGAUGAUGAAGAUGGUGGUGAUGCUUCUAGGAAGAAGCUGAGACUGUCAAAGGAACAGUCGUCAGUGCUUGAAGAGAAUUUCAAGGAACAUAAUACUCUCAAUCCCAAGGAAAAGCUGGCUUUGGCAAAACAGUUGAAUCUCAGGCCAAGGCAAGUGGAGGUGUGGUUUCAGAACAGAAGAGCAAGGACUAAGUUGAAGCAAACUGAAGUAGAUUGCGAGUACCUAAAGAGGUGCUGUGAAAAUCUAACAGAGGAGAACAGGACGUUACUGAAGGAGGUGCAAGAGCUCAGAGCACUGAAACUCUCCCCACAGCUCUACAUGCACAUGAACCCUCCCACCACCCUCACCAUGUGUCCUUCAUGCAAGCGUGUUGUCUCAUCGGCAUCAUCAUCUUCUGCUGCUUUCGUGUCCUCUGCUCUUGCUCCAAUUGCCUCGACCCCCCAACCACAACGACCGGUGCCCAUUAACCCUUGGGCAGCAAUGCCUAUCCACCAUCGAACUUUUGAUGCUCCCGCUUCUAGUUCAUGAUAGUUUGUUUGAAGUAGGGCUAUUAUUGUAAAAAGAUAAAAUGGAUGGAAGUGAUUAGGAUAAAAUAUCCAGAGAAACGUCAGAGAAUGAGCAACAGAGAGGAGUGCGAAAGAAGACACAAUCAGUGGUGAUGGUUAGGAUGCGAUUUUGGCGAAGUCCAGUUAGCUAAGAGUGGACUAGUUGUACAAUUUAGUGUUUGCAAGUGGUAGGAUGUUGGAAGGGACGACAUAGGAAUCCGAAUUCCUUAUCUUCAUGCUUAUUAUUGUAGGAUUGGAGGUGGACAAAGUGGCUCUACUAUGUAAAGAGGAUAGUAUUUUAGUGAUUCUAGUGAAGGAAUGAUUGGUCAUCCUAUAUAUUAACUAGAAAUGCUUCUCUUCAUCCUUAGAUUAUUGGUGGCUUUUGUAUAUGAAUGGUUGUCCACUAGCGUUGUGAAGGAUAUCAGGUUCUUCUUGUGAUUCCUACGCAUGUCUCCAUGCCUUAAUACACAAAAGAAUAUAUGGAUGGCUCAUGGUAGAAAAAUUUCA
Populus nigra (black poplar) is the source of this 2067-nucleotide messenger RNA. Its product is annotated as homeobox-leucine zipper protein HAT3-like. NCBI's taxonomy places the organism in Eukaryota, Viridiplantae, Streptophyta, Magnoliopsida, Malpighiales, Salicaceae. Gene Ontology annotation, cellular component: nucleus. Gene Ontology annotation, biological process: regulation of DNA-templated transcription. The transcript is spliced from 4 exons. The coding region runs from base 656 to 1543 and encodes 295 amino acids. Gene Ontology annotation, molecular function: DNA-binding transcription factor activity, RNA polymerase II-specific; sequence-specific DNA binding. The record is from RefSeq and is a predicted model, not a curated record.